Molecule: messenger RNA, 1266 nt
Organism: Rhincodon typus (whale shark)
Lineage: Eukaryota; Metazoa; Chordata; Chondrichthyes; Orectolobiformes; Rhincodontidae
Product: TBC1 domain family member 2B-like
Exons: 5
Coding region: 1-1251 (416 amino acids)
Source: RefSeq, a predicted model, not a curated record
AUGGAUCAAAUGCAGGAGUUGGUGCGACUGUUACAGCAAACAUUGAAACAUUCCCAGCAGGAAAAAUAUUUACUCAACACUGGUGCCUCAGUGGAUGAAGGAAUGUCUCAGUUUUUGCAGCAGAAAGACCACCAGAUACAGGCCCUCAACAAUCAGCUGGAUCACAUUAACCAACAGAAAGACCACAUGGAGCAAGAAUUAAAAGCUUUUCAAGAUAAAAUUACUGGGCUGAAUGACCAGCUUAACAUGUUCAGAGAAACCAUUCAAGCCAAAGAUGAAGUGAUUAUGAAAUUAUCACAGCAGCUCAAUGAAUGUGAGAACAUGCACUCGCCUCCUGGUGUCUGCUCAGGAUCUACUCUAGCACCCUCUGUGUACAAGGAACUUCAAGAGUUAGAUACUCUAAAGGACAGUCUUCAGGGUUAUAAGACACAGAACAAAUUCCUUAACAAGGAGAUUCUGGAACUGUCAGCACUUAAGCGGAAUGCUGAAAUUAGGGAGAAAGCUCUGGAAGCAAAGUACUCUGGCCUAGAAGCUAGACUGUGCCAAGUAGAGAGCAAGUAUCUUGUUCUCCUUCAGGAAGUUAAGAAUCCUGUUUGUUCUGGAGGAAAGGGUCCUACACAUGAAGUAAUUUCCAGACUCCUGGAAGAUGCCUUGAAGGUGGAUAGCGCCGAACAUCCUGAACAAACUACACUCAAACCUCAUCCUGUCAGUGAGUACGACAUAUAUGGCUUCAAGACGGUCCCUGAAGAUGAUGAAGAGGAGAAGUUGGUUGCCAAAGUUCGGGCUUUAGAUUUAAAGUCUCUAUCACUCACCGAUAGUUAUGAGAUCUCUGUGGGAGUCAAGUGGGCAAAUUACUUUGCUAGCACUGUGAACCGAGAAAUGGUGCGCACACCAGAACUGAAGAACUUAAUUCGCUGGGGUGUUCCACAUGAACAUAGGUCAAAGGUCUGGAAAUGGUGUGUCAACCUUCAUGUCCGAAAAUACAGAGAUAAGCAUAAUUCGGGGUAUUUUAACUCCUUGCUGGAGAAAGCACUAGAGAAACAGAAUCCUGCUUCAAAGCAGAUCGAGCUGGACCUUAUGCGCACUUUGCCAAACAAUAGGCACUAUGCCUCACCAACUUCUGAAGGAAUACAAAAACUUCGAAAUGUUCUGUUGGCGUUUUCCUGGAGGAAUCCGGAUGUGGGAUACUGCCAAGGCUUAAACAGGUGUGAACUUGUUUGUAUUUGGAUAGAAAUCUUGAGUUUACAAUAAGCUAGUUCUGUUCAA